Messenger RNA from Heteronotia binoei (common prickly gecko), 2119 nucleotides. RefSeq names its product DnaJ heat shock protein family (Hsp40) member C18 (gene DNAJC18). NCBI's taxonomy places the organism in Eukaryota, Metazoa, Chordata, Lepidosauria, Squamata, Gekkonidae. Gene Ontology annotation, cellular component: endoplasmic reticulum membrane. Gene Ontology annotation, biological process: cellular response to misfolded protein. The record is from RefSeq and is a predicted model, not a curated record. The coding region runs from base 66 to 1319 and encodes 417 amino acids. The transcript has 8 exons. Gene Ontology annotation, molecular function: Hsp70 protein binding.
UCGCCGGUUCGGGCUAUUCUGGAGCUGGGAUCCCUUUGAAGGCACUGGUGUGAAGGGCAGCCUUUAUGGGGGGGUCUGUUGCUCGCCUGUCGGGGGCGCGGGUGGCUCUGGGCGAGGGAAAGGAAGGGGAGGGGGCGGUCGCUAACACGGGGGGACUACAACACCCAGGUUGCUGUGCUGUGGUGGGAAUCCCACAUCACGUGAAUCCGCCUCGUUCCUUUCCAUCUCCCCUCCCCGCCAAAUGGAACAUGGCAGCGCUGGGCCCCGGGGAGCGGUGGACUGAAGCAUUAAUUGAUGAGCUCAGAAGAAAUCCAUAUACACUGGAGGACAUGAGAGAAGACUUUGACUGCUGUUGCUGUGGCUGUCUGAGGAUGAAGGAGGAUGUGUGUGAUUGUGGAAGGAGUCAGCCAGUCUCUGGAGAAGGAAGCAUGACAUACACAAAAGAACAGCUGCUUGGGGUGCAAAGAAUAAAGAGGUGUAAGAAUUAUUAUGAAAUUCUAGGCGUUGAGAACAAUGCCACAGAUGAGGAAUUGAAGAAAGCGUAUCGAAAACUAGCUCUUAAGUUUCACCCUGACAAAAAUUGUGCCCCAGGAGCAACAGAAGCAUUUAAAGCUAUAGGCACCGCUUUUGCAGUUCUGAGCAACCCUGAGAAAAGAUUACAAUAUGAUCGGUUUGGAGAUGAACAAGAACCUGUGUAUAGCAACCUGCCCAAGCAUUACAACUAUUACCGGGAGUUUGAAGCAGACAUCACACCUGAAGAAAUAUUCAAUAUGUUCUUUGGAGGCCACUUUCCAACAGGAAACGUGCACAUGUUUUCAAAUGUAUCAGUGGAUCCUUCCUGUUAUCCGUCUCGGACCAGAAAUGAAAGGACUUGGACACAGGAGGAAGAGGAGGAAGAAACCCAGCCACAGAACACCUAUUCGGCAUUCAUUCAGUUACUGCCAAUAUUUAUUAUAAUCAUUGUGUCAGUAGUAACUCAGCUGAUGGCUACUAAUCCACCCUACAGUCUUUUCUUCAAAUCGACUCUAGGACACACUAUUGUUAGAGAAACACAGAACUUGCAGGUGCCUUACUAUGUUGACAAAAACUUUGAAAAUAACUAUAAAGGUGAAGAGCUUGAAGAGCUUGAAAAAGAGAUUGAAAAAGAAUAUAUUGACUAUGUUCAGACAAACUGUAGGAAAGAAAAACAGCAAAAAUCAGAGUUGUCUAAUUUGGCAAAGUUAUACCGAGACGAGCGACUGAAACAGAAGGCAGAAUCGCUACAACUUGAGAACUGUGACAAGCUCUCCAAUAUCAUAGGGCUACAAAGGAGUCGCUGAAGGGCAAAGGGUUGGCUGUCCCGCUGAGCCACAGAUGUUAUCUCCAGGAAGUUUCAACCUGGUUCCUUUGUUUUUAUUAAGGGGGGGGGGGAGAAGCAUAGACUUAGCACUUGAUACCUUCACCAUAUGUGAACUGUGCCAUAUGUAGGCAGUGAUUGUAGAAAUACAUACAGGACAGUUGGGUUUGAGGAGAUUUGAUUACGUUUGGCAGUAAUUGUCAUUUGAUCAUUUCAGCCAUUCAAGUACCACAGGAACCACAGCCAGUAGGCUUCCUUUUUUCUUUUACCAUUUCAUAUUAGAUCAGUAAAUUACUUGGCAUUUCACAUUGUUGUUUUUAUCUCUCUUCUGCUCUUCUGCCUAGUUUACAAUGAAAGCUUAGCUGGGGUACCAUUUAUUUAUUUAUUUAUUGGUUUAUUUAUUUGCUGCAUUUUGACCCUGCCUUUCUUCCAUCAUGAAACUUGAGGCAGCUCACAGACAAAUCCUAUCCAAGCAGACUCAUCUCCCUUUCGCUUCAGCAAAGCUGCAUCGUUAUGAGUCCUGCAAGUAGGCUGUGAAACGUGGAGAUGUCCAUUCCUCUCUUUGCAACAGAGCUAGCAAUGAACCAGACUCAAACCUUCCCUCCUCUCCCGCCAUAUACUGGAUCCUUAGAGAGUGAACCAGAACUUUUGGUCCUCAGCACCACUCGGAAGAAUGAAUGCUCCUGAAAGCUGGAAAAUGGGUGUCAGUGUUUACCUUUAGUGGCUUGCCAUUGGCAGAGUGAGGGUUGUUGUUUUUUUUUAAUUAAAUCCAUUUUCCAAUGA